Molecule: messenger RNA, 1809 nt
Organism: Gopherus evgoodei (Goodes thornscrub tortoise)
Lineage: Eukaryota; Metazoa; Chordata; Testudines; Testudinidae
Product: glutathione S-transferase-like
Exons: 7
Coding region: 865-1542 (225 amino acids)
Biological process (GO): glutathione metabolic process; xenobiotic metabolic process
Molecular function (GO): glutathione transferase activity
Source: RefSeq, a predicted model, not a curated record
GCUAGAGCCAGAGCUGAGAAGACCACCUGAGGUAUGUAUCAGCUACAUUACAAGCCCUUCAGGAGGCAGAACUAACAGCCAAACCAACCAAAUGCCAGCUGGCUCGGCAAGAGAUGCCCUACUUGGGUUACUGAGUAGAAUGGGGGAAGUUGAGACUGCUCAUCAACAAAGUGCAGGCCCUGGCACAAUGUACCAUUCCCAUGAUAAAAUGCCGGGUACACUGCUUCCUUGGCCUCAUGGGGUACUACCAGUACUUCAUACCCAACUUCGUUACCAUUGUGGUGCCCUUGACAGACCUGGAAAAGAACAUAAAGGACAAUCCUGUGGUCAGUGCCUCCAAGAGGGCCUUCCAGGAGCUAAAAGAGUGGAUGAGCCAAGAACCCUGAGUUAGAACCCGGUGGAGUGGCAGGGCUGAGGUUCUCCUACUACACAGAAGAACUGUGCCCACUAACUGGGGUUGCUGCCAGAGACUAACUAUUGGGUGUAGCCGUCACCGUGGGCCCUAACUGCUAGAUAGGAGAUGCUGCUUCCCGCCUAGAAAGGGUAAUACUGAAAACACAAUGAGCAAUGCUUUCCAGAAACAGCUGUCCCAAUCCAUCAUGAGUUUAUUGUGGAUUUUUAGGUUUGUGGAUUAGCCCAGUGUAUAUUAGGAAGGUUCUGAUGCAGGUGGCAAGUCAGAAAGCAGCCAAAGCCAACUGAUUUCAUUUGUUUAAUAGUGAGUGUUUCCUUUACCUGUUGGACAAAAUUGGACUCUCCUCCCAGUAGGUGGAGCUACAAAACCUUAUAACUCAAAGGCACAAUUUCUUAUUCAAGAAGAGUUUGGACUGGAUCAGGAGUCACAGAGGAAGCCAGACACUUGGAAGCAUGGCUGGGAAACCCAAACUGUACUAUUUCAAUGGAAGAGGCCGAAUGGAAACAAUACGGUGGUUGUUGGCAGCAGCUGGAAUCGAGUUUGAAGAACAAUUCUUAGAAACAAGGAAAGAUCUUUUAAAGUUACAACAGGAUGGAGCCCUGCUGUUUCAACAAGUGCCCAUGGUAGAAAUUGAUGGGAUGAAGAUGGUGCAGACCAGAGCCGUUCUCAACUACAUAUCAGGGAAACACAACCUCUAUGGGAAGGACCUGAAGGAGAGGGCACUGAUUGAUAUGUAUGUGGAAGCAACAAUGGAUCUGAAUGAAAUGAUUAUGCUUCAUCCUAUCCAGUUACCAGAGACAAAAGCAAAGCAUUUUGCCACAAUCAUUGAGAAGGCCACAACCAGGUACAUUCCUGUAUAUGAAAAGGCUUUGAAAGACCAUGGACAGGAUUUUCUUGUUGGCAACCGAUUCAGCAGGGCAGAUGUACAGCUGCUUGAAACUAUUCUAAUGGCAGAAGAGUGCAAGCCUGAUAUACUCUCCAAAUUCCCUGUUUUACAGGGUUUUAAAGCAAAGAUAAGCAACAUCCCCACAAUUAAGAAAUUCCUGCAGCCUGGCAGCCAGAGAAAACCACCGCUAGAUGAAAAAUUAGUUCCAAAAGUGAAGAGCAUUUUCUACACUGACAAUGAAUGAUGGCUUAAAAUCAUGGCAGCUGUUUUACUGUAGAUGUGUAUUAGCUAUUAAAACUGAAAAGUGAAGUUAAUUCAAAGUGUGAAAAUUAUAGUGACAAAAUCAGUUAACACAAGCUAGAAGUGAUGUAUGCAGAAGUGUCCACAGUAAAUCCAAAUAAUUGUGCUAGCACAUGAAAUGGUUCACUGAAUUAUAGGAUGCACAGAGCAAAAGAGGUGACAUUAAACCACUAGCUUUAAGAGAAUAAAAUGAAAUAAAACAUCUCAUUAC